ACGCUCUGAGUGCGAAGGGGGACAGGCGGCCCUCAAUGGGAAGGUCUCAGUGAAGCGGCAGCCCACCUGUUGGAGCCCAGUGCGGGAGACGGCCGUGCCGGAACCACGCUGAUCGUGGAUCUGCGGGAAGCCCGCUGCACCUGGGAGACAAGAACAGCCCGAACGAUGUCUCCAAGACUAUUGCUCUGCGCUGUUCUGGCUGUGUGCCAGGGGACGCAGACCUGCCGCGGAUUUAACAUAGAUGAACGCUUCCCCGUGAUCAAAGAGGGGAAAACCAAGGGGAGCUUCUUUGGGUUCUCAGUGGCUCUGCACCAACAGACGACGGGCUCCAGGAAAUACCUGCUUCUUGCAGGAGCACCCAAAGAGAAAGCUAAAUCUCUACAAAAUGUCAAUGAAACAGGUGCUGUCUACUUCUGUCCCAUUACCACAGACUCCACUGACUGCUCCAGAAUGGACCUGGUCAGCACAACAAACCCUUCCGAGAUGGUGGAGGGCAUGUGGCUUGGUGUGACAGUGGCCAGCCAGAGGGACCAGCCGGCGGGUCGUGUGCUGGCAUGUGGGCAUCGGUAUGUGAAGAUCAUCCAAGGCGGCACAGAGGAGCAGCGGCGGAUGAUAGGGAAGUGCUAUGUAAGGAGUAAUGAUCUGACCUAUGACCAAUUAGAUGACUGGCAGACUUACAGUUAUGAGGUCUGCAACCCCAACUUCGACAUGGAGCUCGAGGGCAUGUGCAACAUGGGAAUCUCAGGUGGCAUGACAGAGACUGACGUCUACAUCGGCGCCACAGGCAGCUAUGUGUGGCAAGGAAAUGUUCAUGUAACAUGGAGAGAUCCGGAUCCAGUGAAUGCUUGGGACUCUAUAGGCAAAGACUUUGGCCAGCUGAAAAGACGAUACAGUUAUAUGGGUUAUUCAGUUGUCGAAGAGAAGAAGCUGCUGAGCCACGAUGACUACACAGUGGUGACAGGGUCUCCCAGGGAUGAGUCCAGGGGCUCUGUGGUUUUUGGGACAAAGACUAACACCAUCAUCGAACCGGUGCUCAUCAUCCCCGGGGAGCAAGUGGGCUCGUAUUUUGGGAGCAGCCUGGCUGUCACCGACCUCAACAAUGAUGACUGGAAUGAUCUGAUCGUGGGUGCCCCAUUUUACUUUGACCGUAUGAACGAUCAUGGUGGAGCAGUGUAUAUCUUCAUGAAUGAGAAUGGAUCUUUCCAAAAGACCCCCACCGCAGUACUGAAGGGUCCAUCGGCUUCUGCAUUUGGCUUUGCAGUUGCUGCCAUUGGUGAUGUUAACCAAGAUGGAUUCCAAGACUUUGCAGUGGGAGCUCCAUUCCACGACGCAGGAAAGGUCUACAUAUGGAUGGGAAGUAAAAAGGGAAUCUCAGAGAAGCCCAGUCAGGUGAUUGAGGGUAAGACAGUAGGUAAUAAUGGAUUCCAGACCUUCGGCUACUCCAUCAAUGGAGGGAUGGACAUGGACGACAACAGUUACCCAGACAUCUUAGUUGGCUCUCUGGAUGACCGCAUUGCCCUACUCAGAGCUCGACCAGUCAUCCACCUAACCAAGGACUUCAAUGUUGAGCCAAAGAUUGUGGACCCCAAUCAGUGUCCUGGAAAUACACCGUGCAUUAACGCGACUCUGUGCAUGUCUUUCACUCUGAGCAAUGGAAACAAAGACUUCAAGAAAAAUAUCACGGUGAAGUACACAGUGGAGGUAGACAUGGAGAGGAGAAGAAUCCCUCGAGUUCGUUUCAAGAGCAAUAAUGAUGGCACCUAUACCGGGUUGCUGAGCCUGCCGUCUUCCAAAUCCACGUGUCAUACUCUAAACCUGGUUGUAGUGGCAUCUGUGAUGGACAAACUGGAGCCGGUGGUCUUUUCGCUUAGCAUGUCCUUACAUGAACAAAAACCUAAAGUCAGACGUUCCCUGCAGAACCUGGACUCCUUCCCAGUUCUGAGCCAGGAGCAGAAACUCACUCAAAGAACUGAGAUUAACUUUCAGAAGGAGUGUGGCUCAGACAACAAAUGCACCAGUAACCUGCAGCUGACAGCCCAGUUUGUUGAUGAUGAAGAAAAGCCUUACCCCAGGCAGGGCAAAUUCCAGGUACUUCAGUUCAACAGCAAUAUGAAGAUAAUAAGGCUGAAGGUGGAGGUGACUAACUUCCCUUCCAGGGGGAAGCUGGCUGAGGACGCCCAUCAGGCCAUACUCAACAUCACCAUCCCUGACGCACUGAAAUACUCUGGCGUCAGGUCAACGGACCAUGAUGUGCAAUGCAAUUUUGACAGCACAGUGACUUGUGACCUGGGGAAUCCACUUAAAGGCAAUGACAAGGUGUCGCUUGCCCUCAAGUUUGAGACCUUGGGGAUUAAUCUGUACACACAAGAGAUUGAGUCCCAGCUGCUUCUGUCCACUCUUAGUGAACAGAGUGACCUGAAGCCUGUGCCAGUGGCCCUGCUGAUUGAAAACACAAUUCUCCCCUCCUUCACCAAAGCAAAGGACUCGGUGCAAACAAAAUUCGGUGGGACAGUGAUGGGCGAGUCAGCCAUGGUAAACACCAGUGACGUGGGCAGUCUGGUGGAGUUCACCUUCAAUGUGAACAUGAGGGGACAGCCCCUGGGAGACUUGGGGACCCUGGCUGUGGAGUUUGAGUGGCCCUUUGAGGUAGCCAAUGGAAAGUGGCUGCUGUACCUGACGAAGAUUGUCGUUACGGGGGAAUCGGAGAUGGAGUGUAACCCUGCUGAAACAGUUGUCAACAUGCUGAACUUAACUUUGUCAGGCAGCGGACCUAAGCGAGCUAAACGGCAGAUCCUGGUGGAUGAUGUUCAUGAUACCACCCAGCCACAUAUCAUUGAGCCACAGGCAUCCAUCACACUGGUCACUCAUCGAAAAGAGACCUACGUGUUGGAAUGCUCCGAGGGGACAGCAAAAUGUGUGAAGUUUAGCUGCCCACUGCUCAACAUGACGGAUUCAGCCAAGAUUUAUGUUCGAUCCCGUUUGUGGAACAGUACAAUGCUAGAGGACUAUUCCAACGCUCUGGGAGUUAAGGUCAAAGGUCAAGCCACACUGAAGCUCAUUACAGACAAACCAACCAUCAAGAUGGACAGUCAGACCCUCAUGUUCACCGUAGAAAUAGAACCAGUGGAGGGAGUGGAAAUACCCUAUGAGCUCCCGCUGUGGAUCAUCAUCUCAGCAGCAGUAGCAGGAAUUCUACUUCUAGGCAUCAUUAUUCUUAUCUUAUGGAAGUGUGGCUUUUUCCAGAGGGCCAGCAGGAGGGAGAUGUAUGAGGCCAAGGCCCAGAAGGCUGAGAUGAAGAUCCAGCCCUCUGAGACAGAGAGGCUGACUGAGGACUACUGAGGCCCCCAGGGGUCCCUAAACAGAAAACACCAGUGGGGCUUUUGGCUUGGAUUCUUUAAGCGAGCCGUCUACUACCGGAUAAUGCCAAAGCACCAAGGGGUGAAAAUUCGCAAGGCUGAGCGCUAUCAGUUCAAUCUGGGAUUUCAGCCUGAGGAGCCACAGAAAAAGUAUUGGAUCACCAACUGGACAGAGAUGCAGCAUUACUACUACUGAGGCCUUUACUUUGAACCCUGAACCACUCACCAUCACACUGGCACGGGCCAAUCAAAUAGCACUGGGCUCGCCUGAGCCACAUGGACUUUGCAGUGCAUGGACCAAUUGUAGAUAAAGCAUUCAGUUAGAAACUUUUUUAUUUUUUAGUAGAUUUCAUCAACUCUUUCAGUGCAAUAUACUGAACAGUUUUGUUUCAGAGAUUGUAAUUUGUUAAGUAUUUUUGAAGAAUGCAGUGUUGUACAUUGGAAUUGGAGUUGCAUUCAAGAGUCAUUUGUAAGUUGUUUUGAUUACAUUGCAGGUUUUUAAAUACUGAGCUCUGUGUUUGCAUGCACACUUUCAUUUCUUUUCAUUUUUUCUCUUUGAAUCGUCUAAGAAAAGUUACUGGUCACGCAUCCUGUUUAUUUCCAUCAUGUCUGUUUUCCUCUCUAAUCAGAGGAAUGAGUCUAUUGAUUUUCUCUGUGAUUGUAUAUGCCCUUCCUGCUCUGUCGCCAGGCAUCACUUUGUGGUCAGUGGUUGUAGGCUAUGUAAAGCUUUAAAACCUACAUCGGUCAUUUUGGAGAUCAUUUUCCAACUGCACUUAAAAUAUGUUGACCAGUAUCCACUCUGUUAUGAGUGAAGAAGUGGCUCUCAUAUGCAAACAUGACUUAGAAAUGACGCAGAAAUAUUACUUCCCUGAAUUCAGGGAAUAAGUACAGAGAGAUACAGAGAAAAAGGGGUACUCAUUGGUGAAUUAUACAUUUUAUAGCCCAUUGGGAUAUAUUCUAAUUGUCCACAUUAAAUUCCAUGGCAAGAGUCAUCAAAGCAACCCUGCAACAAGACGAAAAGGAGUAGGUUCUUGUUUAUAUGUAGAAUUAUUCAACAUUUGAUGAAGAGAUCAUGGGAGCACAUUUAAUGAUUAUUUAUUACACUGUCUUGUUUUAUUACAGUAAAUAACCUGUCUGGAUAUCUUAAAAUAUAUCACAUACAGGAAGUCACAACACUGGAUUAAAGAAUACAU
Molecule: messenger RNA, 4549 nt
Organism: Xiphias gladius (swordfish)
Lineage: Eukaryota; Metazoa; Chordata; Actinopteri; Istiophoriformes; Xiphiidae
Gene: itga3b
Product: integrin, alpha 3b
Exons: 26
Coding region: 166-3339 (1057 amino acids)
Biological process (GO): cell-cell adhesion; leukocyte migration; cell-matrix adhesion
Cellular component (GO): integrin complex; external side of plasma membrane
Molecular function (GO): integrin binding
Source: RefSeq, a predicted model, not a curated record